Falco peregrinus (peregrine falcon) is the source of this 6056-nucleotide messenger RNA. It is a transcript of the gene GPR82, whose product is annotated as G protein-coupled receptor 82. The record is from RefSeq and is a predicted model, not a curated record. The coding region runs from base 362 to 1396 and encodes 344 amino acids. Gene Ontology annotation, biological process: G protein-coupled receptor signaling pathway. Lineage: Eukaryota; Metazoa; Chordata; Aves; Falconiformes; Falconidae. Gene Ontology annotation, cellular component: membrane. The transcript has 2 exons. Gene Ontology annotation, molecular function: G protein-coupled receptor activity.
ACAUGACCAAAGGACUGUUACAAUCACUUUUCCACACUAUCUUAUUCUUUUUACUUACUUCUCUAACGGAGCUGCAUCCUGACCUAAUUUCAAAGUCUUGUUUGCACAGACAUCAUCACCUUGUCUGAACUUUAAAUGCCUAGUCUUUUUUUGACACUGUAAAAGAAAAGCGAACAUUCUGAAAACCUACUUGUGUCAGAGAGAUAUUGUUCUUAACUGUACUUUCCAGAUUCAAGUAUCAUCCUUUUCAUUGCAGCAGUGGAGAUAAAAAGGACCUCAGACAGAAAAACUUGCUCUCUGCAAGGGAAGGCACCUACAGCUUGUAUAGCUCUGACCAUUCAUUCAAGAAAUACCGGGAUAAAUGAGAAAUUCAACGUGUCUUCUUCAGCCAUCCUUAGCUACUACUGUAGCUCUACCAGUCAUCUACUCUUUCCUAUUUCCUGCUGGAAGUUUUGGAAAUAUUCUCGCUGCCUGGAUAUUUUCAAGGCAAGCAUCCACAAAAAGAACACAAUACAUUUACCUGGCAAACCUUCUUGCUGCAAAUUUACUCAUAUGUAGCACAAUGCCUUUUCUGGCUGCCUAUUUUGCAAAAGGGUACCAAUGGACUUAUGACUCUGUAGCAUGUAGAAUAGCAUAUCGCCUUGGGACUCUCAUAAUGCAUGUCAGUAUAUAUGUUACAAUUAUAAUUUUAUGUUCAACUGCUCUAAGUCAGUACGCAACACUGAAGAAAAACAGUGACACACAAUACUCUCCAGCAGUUAAUGAAAACUUUUACAGAUGUGUACUUGAAAAGUUUCGUCAGCCAAAAUUUGCUAAAUAUUUGUGCAUCAUUAUAUGGCUUACGGUGCUCUGCAUAACGGUAACAGCUAUAACAUAUGAUGUCCAGGCACGGGCUGCGGAAGAAUUUCACAGAUGCUACAAUGUCAGGGUAGAAGCUGGUGGAUUUACUGUAAUGAUUGCAGCUUCUCUUGCCACUGCGUGUUUUUUUGUAUCUUUUUUGACAGUUUUGUUGUCAUACUAUUCUCUUACCAGACAUCUGAGUAAUAUACAAAAAAAUACCUGCAUUGGAGAAAAACAUCUAAUUUACAGUACAGUGAAAAGAAAUAUUCUUGUAAUCCAGAUAACAUUAACCGUCUGCUUUCUUCCAUAUCAUAUUUUUAGGCCAAUUUUUAAUGUACUGCUUACAAAUAAUGACUGCCCAAGGUUAAACUAUCUAGUGGAGAUUAAAAAUUUUCUUACUUGUCUUGCUGCUGCUAAGAGUAGUUUAGAUCCAGUUAUAAUCCUUCUGCUAGAUAAAACAUUUAAGAAAAGUCUGUAUGGCCUGUUUACAAAAUCCACACCAGAACACCAUAACCGUAAAGCUGGUAAAUUCACUGAAAAGGCUCCCAAAAUGUGAAGGAGUACAGAAAGAUUUCAGUAGAACAUAAGUAACAAUAAAAUCUUUUUAACUACCUAUAACCAGCUGUUGAUGUGAAAUGGGAAAUAUUUAAAAAAAUGAUAACAUAUUAUUUGUAUCUUUUUUCAAAUUAUCUUGCUUGCUACAUCUACAUUAGCCAUAAUAAAUCCAAUGUGUGUAUCUAAAUAAAUCAAAGUAAUUUAUGCAGUGAACAGUGUAAUACCCCUUUAUCUACACAAUGCAAAAGAUGCUUUAUGUUUGACCUAUGGAAAGUUUUUUCUACCUAAAUAAUGAAGGAAGAAGGCAGAAACUAGGCUGAAGCUGAGGACCCAGUUCUCUUUCUAGCAUCAAUAAAACAGUCCCAGGUUUUGCACAUGGGUUUCCUUUAUGAAAAAGGCUGAACAAAGCACAGACAUUUUCUCUGGAAUGGGUGAACCAUGUAUGAAAGGCUUAAAGAAGCAGGCACAAAGAGCUACAAAACACAUUCAGGAUUACCAUAUAUUUUUUGUUCAUGAGUAUUUGGGUAGAAGGUUGGUUCCUUUUUUUUUUUUUUUUUUUUUUUUUUUAAAUGGGGAAUGCAUCGUGAGAUGCUAAAACUCUUUAGUGCAUAAAAAAAAGUUCUUGAUGACAUCUUAUUCUGAAGUCGCUGAAAAAUGCCAUUAUUUACUUUAGCUAUGUCCAUCAUAUUAGGGUUUUGCUACAGUAGCUGGUUUUUUAGGAGUAAAAAAAUGUAUUAAGAAAUUAUGCACUUUUUCUAUUCUAGCCUUCACAGAAAACGCCUAUCACAAAGAAAAAGCUUCGUAUUAAAAUAGCAGAAAUCUCAGAUUUAAGAUUUAAUUAAUUUAUCACCCUGCUCUGACAUUUUCUACCAUGGCCACAGUGUUACUGAAAUUACAUCUGCAACAGAGUGACUCUGAAGAGAAAGUUUUCAUGGUGACAGAUAACCUGCUGGGGUGAAGUACCCACAGAUGCAGAGAAACUCUGGUGGCCUAGGAUUUUACUCAGUGUUUGAGGAGAAUGGGUUUUAUACAUGCUCUGCAGCUUCAUCAGGAAUAAUUUUUCUUGCAGUCUUAUCCAUGACAGUCAUGUUCAACAGCUGAGGCACUGGCUUCCUUAUCGGUACGCAGUUUUGGUGUACUCAGGAUACCAUAUUCACCCAAAAGUGCUACACACUUAUUUCACUUCAAAGUUGGAUUAACAUACGCUGCUUCAGAAGGCACCUCCUUCUCAAUACUUAAAUCCAGACCAUUUAUGGAAGAAUACACAAAGCACAAAAGAUCAAUAAAACUGUAACAUAUCUGAAUGUACAAUAAUAUUCUGUGAAGAAAAAAAGGAUGAAAUGCAUACAUGCAGUUAUUUCUGACCUCUUGUACUACUUAUGAAUAAAAAAAACCCCAGCAAAACAAAUCACUGCAAUUUCCAUACUCCUAGUCUAAUCUUGUGAGGUAAAUUCUAUGGUUUAAUUAGGAAGGCAUAAAUGCUUAUUAUUUGCUGGUAUACAAAAUACAUUCAAUUAGAAACAUUUCAAGAUCAUUAACAGUAUGAAAGCAGUGUGAAACAGGAGAUUUUGUGGUUGGGUUUUUUGGGUUUUGUUCUUUAUUUUACUGUAGAAGUUAGAAUAUUACGAUGAGUUAAGUAGAGAUUUCGAUUAUUUUGAAUUACUUCUGUAGAAGACACUUAAGAUUACACAAUGGUCUUUUCCUUGUACAAUCUUCUAUGCAUCUGAGACCAAGAACAGUUUACUGAGUGUAAAAAGUGCUAUGAAAUACUAGGCUCUGAUAAAUCCUAGCACUCACCCAAAAGUUCACAAUAAAAUGUAGUGAGCAAUUCUAACUUCCCAACCUUAAUACUGAGUUCCAUGACAGGUGCACUGAACUGACGCAAGUGCCAGUGGACACCCUAAGACUUCAUAUCAUCUGACAGCUGCUUUGUGUUCUGCAGAAAUUAUAUAAAGAUGCAAAUGAAAAAGACCUAAAUUCAUAGGAACGCAGUAUUUUACUUAAUACAGUGCUACCCCUGAUAGCAGAAUUUAGUGACUGUUUCUUUCAUAGAAUUCCCAUGUGAUGUUUAGGAUAUGACUUAUGGGAAAACCUGAAUUGGGCAGCUUCAGGGUCUAAUUCUACAAAGCAUUGUAUGAAAGCUGCUCUGCGAACACAGUCCUUGAGCGUGGGGAGCCAGUUUGUGGGUGUUCAACUUCACAACACAACCAAUGUCCAAGUACCUACAGCAGGACUGAAUUGAGCAGUUGAAGCCCUCCAGAUGGCACAGUGCUGCUUAAAUAAUUGGUUUUAGAUCAGCAGCUGUAUGUCUGACUGAGUGAAGCCGUUUACCACCAAUGUGUUCUCAUAAUUUGCACAGGCCCAAUCAAGAACCCAACUGCUUCUGUCCUUCCUUAAAUACACUUUAUAGGGAAUGCAUUUGCAAUUGUUAGGGUAUCUCAGCAGGGUGCCUGCCUGUGGAUGUUCUUCUUAAUACAGAGUUUUUGAUGGUAGCGCAGGCUUAAGUCAUUCUUUCUUCACUUUUCUAAUCACAACCACUUGUUCGCCAGUGCUGCAUUUAUCAAAAAGUGAAGAAAAUGGAAGAAACUUUGGGAACUAAUCAAAUAUAACUUUGUGAUAGACUCUUAGCAAGAUCCCAUUACGCCAUUUCUAUGAGGUACCAAAAAAUAUAAUAUAUCCUUUACUUUUUUCCUAUGUGGUCUGUUCAAGAUCAUGUCUCCUUUACAUUUUUGAACUGCAGCAAAGUUUUUCUUGUUUUAAGUAGUGGAAAAGCUUUUGUGCAGUACAGGCAAUUUGAGAAACUAAAAAUUGAGUAAUACAUUGGUCUAGCAUUUGACAGAAUGGUUCACGCGGGAAAAAUCCCCCAAAACAGAAAGGCAUGAGAGAGAGACAGAGAAAUACUUCAGCAAAACACAGCUUGUGCAUUAAACUUCUUGCACUGCUUAGACAUCCUGGUGCCAAAUCAGAAGUUAGCAUGUGAUUUGUGAAUUGUAUAAUAAAAAAUAAAAUCAUUCAUUUCCAUAGUCGGGAACACAAAAUCCUAAGGCAAAUAUGCACAACACAUGGUUUAUAAAGCAGUUUAAAAGGCUGCAAUUGUCUGUUUACUUUUUGGUUAACCCGUUCAAAUGUGCUGCACAGGUGGCCAGCUCAUCGAUCAGAAGCUACGUUUUCUGACUGGCUGGGCAAAUGACUGGAAUAUACAAAUUCCCUGAUCAGAAAGCAUGUAGAGGUUGAGCUCUAAGUAGGCCAAGCAGCAUAAAUAUACUCAGCAAAACUGCUCCUGAACAACCAGCAGGCAGCUAAGAGUAUACUAGGACAAAAUACUAGGGCAGGACAAAACAAUAAUGGGGACUCUGAGAUAGGAAGCAUGUAUGUACAGAAAUGGACAUAAACGGGAGGAAAAAGUACCACCUGAAGAAACAUUGAGGAAAAAAUACUGAAAGCUUUAUUCUUGGAGCCUCUUCUGCGCUAAAUGCGGAAGUGCUCCACAGAAAAACACGGCCAGAUAGGACACCUUAAUUAUACCUCUGCUAUUGAUUUUGCAGCCUUAAUAACCUUUUAACGAUUUAAUAUGUAACAAAAUCCUCAACAAAGUAGUUGCUACUGGAUCUCAAGGAGCUAAUAACUUCUGGAAAAUACAGAAAAAGCACCAGUUAUUACUGACUAUGCCCUGAAAGCAUAAAACAGGUUCCAUGCCUAAGUGAAAAGAGCAGAAGGAAACUAACAUGCAACAGAUUCCUUGCUUUGGAUAUUCAAAGAUUGGAAAGUGAAGAAGGUCUUAAAGAACAGCUUCUAUUCCAGUUAUUCUUAACAUAGUUGGAUAAACACACAGACGUACAUACAAGCCUUAUUAAUUUUCCAGAUACCUAAAAGCAGAAGUGUAAGAGUCUUGAACUCUACUGGCAAAACCUGAAGUGCUUAACUACAAGUACUUCAGGCAAUGAAAGACAGAAGUGGUAAUUGAGUGCGAUCGCAGGGCUCAUAUGGUUAAUUAAGCUCUGUAUAGGGCAUAAAUCAACAUACAAAUCUAUCCGUACAUCAAGCCUCAAGUUACCUGGAUCAACUGAGAUUUGCAUAUGACAUACAACACAGUGCAUAACGCUUAGUCCUAUUCUCUGGAAAAGUUUUUUUAACUUCCAAAAAUACUGAACUGAAUCUUAACAGCAGAAAAGGCAGAAUCCAUGCAUUUUUGCCUUAGCAGUUAUACUGUUCAGACGAUCACAUGUUGGAAACAAGCAUACAUACCUACUGAAGUAAACCUAUAAUAAAAAUUUGGGAUGUCUGCAUUUAGCCAACAAGCUUGCCCUGACUCCAUCUGCACACCAAUCAUUUUACUUAUCACAGAAACAUAUACAAGCACUCAAACUAUAUGAAAAUCACAGAGCAAAUCUGGGAGUAUUUGGAGUGAACUGAGAUAAAACCCCAGCAACUAAAGCUCUUGAUGUGAUUAAAUUACUCUUAUAUCAGUUACAUUAAAAGGUAUUUUUGUAACAAAAAUUCUGCAACUAUAUAUAAUGCUACAUAAGCAUCACAAUGCAGGUUAACUGAAGACUGUAAAACCUCUUGAGGUUUUCUGGAUAAAAAAACAUUCCAUUGAAGUUACUGCAUAAAUGAACAAGUGACAAGAUCUGCAAUAAAGUGAAGAAAUGCUCUUCUUAUUG